This is a messenger RNA of Coregonus clupeaformis (lake whitefish), 5954 nucleotides long. Its product is annotated as calpain-15-like. The transcript has 12 exons. Gene Ontology annotation, biological process: proteolysis. Gene Ontology annotation, cellular component: cytoplasm. Gene Ontology annotation, molecular function: calcium-dependent cysteine-type endopeptidase activity. The coding region runs from base 311 to 3775 and encodes 1154 amino acids. The record is from RefSeq and is a predicted model, not a curated record. Lineage: Eukaryota; Metazoa; Chordata; Actinopteri; Salmoniformes; Salmonidae.
UCCCUUCCUGGGGUGUUUGAUGUAACGUAGGCUACAUGAUGACUGUUUUCAGUACCUAACCUACACUCGAUGACAGAUAAAUGAGAGCUAGUAAAACAAAUAGCUCAAGGAUGCACUGGAGUGAGAAGGUAAUAUUGAACAGUGUACUGUAGUCGGCAGCUAACGCUCGCCAAAGUGCAAUUUCAGAGAGAACUUCUCAUUUGGCUAAUAGAGAAAAGUUAACACGUUCGACAAUCAAGAAAGGACCAGCUUGUCCUCAACCUUACAUCACCAGCUACGUGUUUUGAGCCACUCUCACUCCCCGGGCUCCAUGGCGGCAGCGGUGCCAUUCAGUGAAUGGUCUUGCGGCCGAUGCACCUUCCUGAACACGGGGGCGGCGCCGCGCUGUUCCAUCUGCGAGGCACCGCGCCAGAAGCCCGACCUCAACCAGAUCCUGAGGCUGAGCAGCACCGAAGAGCAGCAACGCUGGGCCUGCCCCCGCUGCACCCUCAAAAACCCCCAGGGCUCCGGCGCCUGCACCGUCUGUGGCUUCGGAUCCUCACCAGGCACCCCCACGCCGACCACAACCAUGGCUGCCAUCACCAAUGGCCUCCUGCCCCUGCAGCCGGAGACUCCGACACCGGUCAUGACUCCCACUGUUCUCCUGGAGCCCCGCGGGCAGCAGCCUGCCAAGGAGGAGGCAUUGAGGAGGUCAGAGAGCAACGGGGAGGUGGAUGGACCAGGUGGACCCGAGGGGCAGCAACACCACCACUUGGGCUGGACAUGCCCGCGAUGCACGCUUCAUAAUACUCCUGUUGCAUUGUCGUGUUCGGCCUGCGGGGGACCAAGGAAACUGUCACUGCCCAAGAUCCCCCCUGAGGCGUUGGUGGUGCCUGAGGUGCGCACGCCUGUGCUAGGGUUUCCCGUCCAUGUGGCAGGGCCCCCCCCGCUCCUCAUUGACUUGACGGAUGACUCGCCCCCCGCAGCCACCCCCUGUGAACCCCAGGAACCUCCCCACACCCACUUGCCCCCACCGCCACUCUCCUCCCCUUUCACGCCCUUCUCCUCUCUCCAGAACAACCCAGUGCCCCGCAGCAGGAGAGAGGUGCCCCCAGCGGGGCGUCCGCCCAACCCUAACCCCAAUGCCCUCAGCCCAACUUCGCCCUCCACGGCCUGCUUGCCGCCCCAGCACUGCCCUCCCCUCCGCCCUGCCAAGCCCAAGCAAGCCCAGCCCCAGGAGCCCUCCUUCCCCAGCAAGCGCCUCAGCAUCCUGGAGGAAGGGGACGGCACCAACCCCCAUCACACCUCCCACACCCCCGUCACAUCGCCAACAACCUGGAAGUGCCCCGGAUGCUCCCUGCCCAACCUGAGCGGCUCGUCCAAGUGCGAGGCAUGCCACUCGUCGCAGGCCGGCGCCGACCUCAUCAACCAGGUGGGCUGCGAGUCGGUGCGCUUCACACCAGCCAACCCCUCCAGUCCGGACUCCAGCACCUGGGCCUGCUCCAAGUGUACCCUACGCAACCCCACCGGGAUGACCAAGUGCUCAGCCUGCUGCACCUCCAAGCUGCACGGCUUCCAGGAGCCUAGUUCUCGCUGCUGCCCGCACUGCAGCCUCCCCGGCCCAUGCUCCUGCUCCUCAGCCUCCUCCUCAUCGUCUUCUGGACACAAGGCCCGAAAACAGGCCCGGGUCUACCCCUUGAUCUCGGCCACCAACACCACCUCCUCUUCCUCCUCAUCCUCGUCCUCCUCUUCCUCGUGCACACUGCUGCAGGAGAAGCAGUGGGGCUGUCCGGCGUGUACGCUGCUCAACGACAUCAAGUCGAAGAACUGCGCGGCAUGCCACACGCCCCAGCAGUACCUGACACUGCGCAAGGUGGCCAAGCCACUUAAGAGGAGGGGGAGCAUGCAUGUAGAGGCUAGGCGGCGCAACGACGAGGGUGAAGCCAAGGAACUCUGGGAGAACAUCACUACCUUCUGUCGAGAGAACGUGGUGAACUUCGUGGACGACAGCUUCCCCCCAGGCCCGUGCUCCGUGGGCUUCCCCGAGGGUGACAGCGUCCAGCAGCGAAUCAAAAAGUGGCUCCGCCCCCACGAGAUCAACUGCAACAACUUCAAGGACCGGGGCGUCAAAUGGUCCGUCUUCCGCACCCCGCGGCCCUCGGACAUCCUGCAAGGCCUGCUGGGAAACUGUUGGUUCCUUAGUGCGUUGGCGGUGCUGGCAGAGCGUCCAGAGCUGGUGGAGAGGGUGAUGAUCACCAGGGGCAUCUGCCAGGAGGGGGCUUACCAGGUCAGGCUGUGUAAGGAUGGUACCUGGAUAACCGUCCUAGUGGACGACAUGCUGCCCUGCGACGAGAAUGGAUACCUGCUCUUCUCCCAGGCCCAGCGUAAGCAACUCUGGGUGGCCCUGAUAGAGAAGGCCCUUGCCAAGCUCCACGGCUCCUACUUUGCCCUGCAGGCGGGGCGCGCCAUCGAGGGCCUGGCCACGCUGACAGGGGCGCCGUGUGACUCCCUCAUGCUGCAGGUCAGCUCCACCAACCCCCGCGAGGAGAGCAUCGACACGGACCUCAUCUGGGCCAAGAUGCUCAGCUCCAAGGAGGCCGGGUUUCUGAUGGGGGCAUCAUGCGGUGGAGGGAACAUGAAGGUGGAUGAUGGGGUGUAUGAGUCGUUGGGCCUCCGCCCUCGCCAUGCCUACUCUAUCCUGGAUGUACGGGACGUACAGGGCUACAGACUCCUGCGGUUGAGGAACCCAUGGGGUCGCUUCUCGUGGAAUGGCAGCUGGUCAGACGAGUGGCCUGAUUGGCCGCAGCUCCUCCGCCAUGAGCUCAUGGCCCACGGCAGCAGCGAGGGCGUCUUCUGGAUGGAGUAUGGAGACUUCAUCAAGUACUUUGAUUCGGUGGACAUAUGUAAGAUCCACUCAGAUUGGCAGGAGGUGCGUUUACAGGGCUGUUUCCCCAGCAGAGCCUGUGGUCCUGUUACGGUCACUGCCCUGACCGUGCUGGAGAGGACCGCGCUGGAGUUUGCCCUCUUCCAGGAGGGCAGCAGGCGGUCGGACACAGCAGACAGCCACCUGUUGGACCUGUGUAUCAUGGUGUUCAGAGCAUCGUUUGGCAGUGGCAACAAGUUGACCCUGGGCCGGCUGCUGGCCCACAGCAAGCGGGCCGUUAAGAAGUUUGUGGGCUGCGAUGUGAUGCUGGAGCCGGGCGAGUACGCUAUGGUGUGCUGCGCCUUUAACCACUGGCAGAUGAAUGUCAGCGGAGUAGGGCCGCCCACACCAGUGUCGAGCCCCACCAGUGCACGGCGUCCCAGCCAAGACUUCCCAGGGUACAUCCUGGCCAUCUACAGCUCCCGUCAGGUGAUGGUGGAGCAGGUGGAGGCUACGGCUACCACGCUGGCCGACGCCAUCAUCCUACUGACCGAGAACAAGGGAGAGAGACACGAGGGACGCGAGGGCAUGACAUGCUAUUACCUGACCCACGGCUGGGCGGGACUGAUCGUGGUGGUGGAGAACCGCCACCCCAAGUACUACCUCCACGUGUCAUGUGACUGUACGGACAGCUUCAACGUAGUGUCCACCCGCGGCAGCCUCAAGACCAUCGACAGUGUACCGCCUCUAUACAGGCAGGUGCUGGUGGUGCUAUCCCAGCUGGAGGGCAACGCAGGCUUCUCCAUCACACACCGGCUGGCCCACCGCAAGGCCGCUCAGGCCUCCCUAGGGGACUGGACCCCCACCAAGGCCACGCACAGCCCCCACCUCAACCCCGACGUUGACGGCCUGCACCAGCCACGGCCCCUAUGACCACUAAUUCCUCCUCGAUCCCUGAAGGAUGAGGACUCAAUUCUGCCAAACGCACCUGGAUCCAGUUGGGAAUUAGGAGAAGGGGGGUGGAUGGAUGUGCCAUUUUGGAUGUGAUGGGGGAUGAGGGACCCCUCCCAGGUUAAAUCAGCAUUUCUGGGUGACUAGAGGAGUCCUGAGUCUGAGAUCCUCCAACCAACAAGGAAGAUUUCUAUAUCUAGCCUUGUCAACUACAACGCUGUACUGUAUGUCUGACUAUGGACCAGGUAUAUUACACAGACGGACACCCUAAUCAGAACAGAACAGCGCCUGUUCCUUCCCUAACCCCUGCAACAGAUGUCAACGAAUGCCCAGGAAGACUGUUGACCCCACAUCCCAAAGGUUAAAGAUCAUUCAGAGGUCAGGGUGGAGUGCUGUAACUAAUGAGCCACCUUGGGGCUGUUCCCCCACUGAGCCAAUCCACUAUGCCGACCUGACCACCUGACCCCACUGUUCUUGGUCUAUGGAUCCAACCCACCAUACUCAAGGUAGAAGUUUCCUUGAGCUGAUCUAGGAUCAGCUUCCCCUCCUCAAAGCCUAACCUUUACCAUUGGUGGAAGAACUGCAAAAACUGACCUUAGAUCAGCGUCUAGGCCUAGGGGAAACUUUGUCCUACUCCCAAUAGGCGCUGCUGUGUGAGGUUUGGUUUUGGGAUGGAGGGGGAGGGGGAGGGUUAGGUGCUCUCUCCCCCAGGCUCUUGUCCUGCCUCCUGCACCCUGCACCUGUGGAGCUGUCAACUAUCAACAGGAUGGGGAGGGGGGUACAAUUCUGAUCCUCUACUCUACACCCUAGUACUAUGUGAGCCAAACCCAACUACCAAUUUUACCACAGUAAUUAACAUUUUUUAGAAGGGUAUUGUUGAUGUCGGUCUCUUUUAUUUCUUUUAUUUUUUUUACCAGCGUUCUUUGGUCUGUAUUUUGUAUGUGUGCUUGAAUCGUUUAACAAGCAACCUAGGGUACCAUCUCUCUGUUUCCUGUCUGUCUGUCUGACGGUCAACUGUCCAAGCCCUCCCCAGUUUUUCUGCUGUUGAAAUGCUGUGCUAUUAUUUCUCAAACGCAAGGCAAAUCCUAUCCACUUCAUAUAAAAGCUGGACUCUGAUUCUGUUUCAAAGAAAAUGUUAAAUCAAUGUGUUUCAUAUACAGUUUUCCAUAUACAGUUGUACAGUACAUAUAGCAUAGCUGGAAUCUUAAAGUUGUUGGACAUCGCUAUUUUAACUCGACAUGCUGUCGUUCGUUAUCCAUGCUGUCAGUCACUCCGGAUGAGGCGACAGGUUUGGGAAGGUAGCUGCUUUUCUUCCAUGACGUUGGAGCUGUUUGUUUUGAGUACAGAGGAAGAGAGGUAGAGAAAGAGCUUAUGGUACAGAUCAGCACAUUUAGGCAAUAUUAUCUGGGUGUCGUGAAAAAGAGGAAAUGUAACCUCUUAGCCUCUAUUUUCUCUCUUUCUUCCUUGUCUUACUUUCCCUCAGUUUAGCGAUCAAUGUCGAAAGGAGGCAAGAUCAUUUUUCCAAACUCCUGCUCUGUCUCCCUGAGGUUGAUUGACUUUGCACAUUCAGUCAGCUUGUCUGCUCACAUUUGGUACAUCAAGUCUCGCUCCAGCAUUAACAUCAACUCUUCAGAUACACAAAGCUAGUUAAAGUCCUGUUGGGAAAAUACAACUGUGGAGGUCAAUGGAUCAUUGUCAUAUUAAAGUCUCCAUUGUAGGUCUUCCUGAAUUGUUAGUCUGUCUUCUCCUUAAACUGGAGACUACUAACUAAGGGAGUACUUGUGGAAGCCAUGAUUGGACAGUGAGUUUAGUUUACUACAAGACCUGUGUCGUAUUCAUUAGGCACCAGAUGGAAGAAAAUGGACUGAAACGGGGAGGGACUACCUGGGCUUGUCCAAUAAGAAAUGAUCAUUUCAGUUUUUCAUUGCCCGUCCUAAUGAACAGGAUCUUGGAAAGGAAGUGAGUUUGUUUUAGCGUUGGAGGAGUUGUUAGAGCGUUUAGUUAGGUUGGUGCGUCAGCCUCAGAAAACAGAGCAUCUGCACUGCUGUCCCUAAGGGAUGCGCCAACACAUUAGAGAACAAAUUCUGCUUUUUAAUAACACAGACACACAAACGCAGACUCUCUCUCUCUCUCUCUCUCUCUCUCUCUCUCACUCACUCAC